Colletotrichum lupini is the source of this 3162-nucleotide messenger RNA. Its product is annotated as C6 zinc finger protein. Gene Ontology annotation, molecular function: DNA-binding transcription factor activity, RNA polymerase II-specific; zinc ion binding. The coding region runs from base 1 to 3162 and encodes 1053 amino acids. The transcript is spliced from 16 exons. Gene Ontology annotation, biological process: regulation of DNA-templated transcription. The record is from RefSeq and is a predicted model, not a curated record. NCBI's taxonomy places the organism in Eukaryota, Fungi, Ascomycota, Sordariomycetes, Glomerellales, Glomerellaceae.
AUGGCAUUAGAGGUACUGGAGCAAGUUGGCACAAACUGGCUCACGAACGAGGAUACUACUUACCUACAUUUCCAAUACGACGUGAGCUUCUAUGCGGUGAUUCCGAAUCCAGACCACUCCGUACCUGACUCUCACUCGGCAAUCCGUACGGGAUCUACAAGUUCUGCCUUGGUACUCCCAAGAAGAAAUUGCACCUUCGGUCGAGCCGGCCCCGUGUCCAUCCUCGGCGAGUUCUCUAGUGAUAUAACUUGCCAGCCUUACCUGACUACCGAGUUGUGUUUAGUUCAAUUUGAAUUAGACUUUUCUAGAAAAAGCUGUGACCUGUUGGUCCUCGCUGCCAAGUUCUCAAUACGAGGCGCCCUGCACUUCUCGAAUGACUCUGCUUUUGAGCUACAAGAUCUAGUAGCAAGAUGCAACUCCAUCAUGAAGCUUCAGGUCAACAAGUCUUCUAAGCCGUUUGAGGCAAGUUUCUGUUACGUGACUUUCCCCAGGAUCAGAAUCGUGCAAGUGUACCAAAACCAUGGUCUUGGAGGCGAAUUUUUCGGAGCAAUGACUGCUAGAUUUUCACACUUUCCUUCUCUUGUAAAUCUCGUCACUAUGCGCUUCUUACUUUCGACUACCAUCUUUGGCCUCCUUCUCUUCUUGAGUGGCUUUGUCCACAGCGCUGCAACGGACAUUGAUGCACUGUCGCUAGCAGAGCGUUCAGGUACCUCUGAACUCGUCCGUCGCGGAUGGAAGUUCAAGAGCAUCUUUAAAGGCAAGAGCAGCAAAGGUUCUAGCUCAGCCCAGCCAGAACAAGAAGUCGAGUCCGAAUCAGACAAUGAAGAGCAAACGGCUGCAGCCGAUCUAAGCGACGCCGAAGAUGGCCGUGUGCCUGAUAUCACAAAGAGAGGCUACAUCUUCCAAGCCCACCGCCGUUCGGACUCUGUGAGGGUCGAUGUCGGCGUCAUGAUUCCUUCGCCCCAGGACUGGAAGCCCGACAUAUUCUGGAGCGUGGAUGACAUGGCUGUGUAUCCAAGCGAGAACGAAAUCAGAGUGUUCAACGCGAUCAACGAAGCCGACCCCACGCCGGAGCCGCGCAAAUGUCGUUUCCGGACCAUCAUGAUGGCCACUUGGAAGGAAUACUCGAACAAAUACGUCUCGGAGCUCGAAUAUGUUAGCUUUGCCAGCAUCACGAACGAAGACGCACUAGAGUCGAUCAAGCAGGCAUACUUGUGGAUGGAUAGAAGCCAGGAUGCGGGCGAACCAAAUGAACUCCAGAUCGACAAGACUGAGGAGGGAACCGAUGAGCGGAAGGCAUUCAACUGGCUCGUGAACCAGAAUCCGCUUGGCCGCGCUGUUCGAGGCAUUCCGUCAACCUUCACCGCGAUGGAGGAUAAGGAAAUUGACCGCGUGGAUCUCUGGACCAACUUGACUCAGCUCAGGGUAUGCAAUCUCACCGACUUCUUUCUGAAUUAUUCGUUGGACGACCUUCUCGAUCCGACGGAUUUCCAGCUUCGUCAACCUUCGAUUUUCAUCCACUCCGACAAAUCCUUCAGGCCGUUUCUUAUCAGCCCUGCAUCCCAACACCCCAAUUAUCACGAACAUCCAAAACAUUUAGCAUAUACUUUUUGUCUCAUUCACUCCGAAAUACUUUGGACGUCGCUCUUCAUUGUUGGCUGGCCUGAGCUAUGCUUAUAUUGGUUGGCUCGCAUUGGACCCCUGUCGCCCCGCAGACGCACCAUGAAGGAACAUCCGAAUUAUUAUCUCCAGACGCCAGAAUUCCUUCUUCUCCGCACACACGCCUGCCGUCGCCGAUGUGUGGCUUGCCCCGUUAUCGCUUCGACGGAGAGGCUGGCCAAGUGGGGUCGUGGCCUUAGAGUGUCCAUUUCAUCGAUCGGUACACAGAUACGCAAAGUGAAGUGUGACGAGACCAAGCCAACCUGCAAUCGCUGCGCAGCCACCGGCCGCCAGUGUGAUGGCUACAGUCCGGCGCCCUCGUCAACAAACAAAUCCCAACUUCGCCGCUACCGACCGCACCAUGUCUUUCCGGGAGCAGACGGGGUCGGGGAGGGCAGAGCCUUGCAGUUUUUCUGCGAGGUAGCCGGUCCUUACAUGUCGGGUGCCGUGGACCCUCAUUUCUGGCCUAAACUGGUAAUGCAGUUCACCAGCUUCGAGCCUGCCGCGCGCCACUCUGUCAUUGCCAUCAGUACCCUCUGUGAACGUCUACAAUUCCAGGAGGACAUGGAUGAAGAGAUCCUCUUGAAGGACGAUCUUUACGCCUUGCAACAUUAUAACACAGCUAUCCAUGACCUCAGGACUAUGACCUCCCCUGAGCGAAGUCCUGUCAUACUGCUGGUGUGUCUGCUGUUUAUCACUAUUGAAUUCCUACAAGUCAACCGUGAAGAGACGGUAAAGCACUUGAAACACGGAUUCCAGCUUCUGAAAAGCACAAUCAGGGACUAUGCCUGGACUAAGGAACACUUGCUGCCUCUGUUUCGACGAUUGAGCAUCUACGCUUUCCUGCACGCGACCGAUCCUAGAGACUUUCCCAAUCUGGAAGGUCUCGAGCAUCCGAUUCCCAGCAGCUUUUCAACAUUUUAUGACGCCCAAAGAAUGGUUGACGACAUAUUCAGCCGCACCAUGCGGUUGGUGCGGCAUGGCGACCCUUAUAGAAUAUACCCGGAAGAACACCAAAUUGUGCCGCCUGACCUACUCGAUGAGCAAGCCAGUCUUGCGUCAUCACUAGAUCAGUGGAAGAUACUGUUUGAUGCAUUUGAAGCCCGGCCCGCAUCACCACCGAGCGAGCCUGUUCCCGGGCAAGAGACUCUAACAACGGCGUUACGAUACGUCAUUGUGUCACGAUAUGAGUGUUGCAGAAUAUGGCUGAACACGGCGUUUGGUGACAAAGAAUACGACUACGACAGUCACUUGGCUGUAUUCAAAGCGAUGUCCACAGAAGCAGGGAUAGUAGAUCCGGAGGUCCUUGCGACUUUUGAAGGGUCUCCUUAUUUCACAUUCGACACCGGCUACCUUCCUUCAAUCUCACUAAUUGCAACGAGAUGCCUCCCAAGAGAGAAUAUGUGUCUGCUAGCCCAGGCCGGAGAUUGUCUGUGCGAAGCGUUACCAGCAUCUUUACGGGACCUUAGUCGACUGGAGAUUGCGGAGUCCAGUAAUACUUGA